This is a messenger RNA of Paramormyrops kingsleyae, 2509 nucleotides long. Its product is annotated as probable E3 ubiquitin-protein ligase TRIML1. Lineage: Eukaryota; Metazoa; Chordata; Actinopteri; Osteoglossiformes; Mormyridae. Gene Ontology annotation, molecular function: protein binding; zinc ion binding. The record is from RefSeq and is a predicted model, not a curated record.
CUCUGACCACACCUGUUUCAGCAGAAGGUGGGGAAGGUUUUUUUCGGAAUCCAGCCCUAGUUACACCUGAACCUGGGUGCGUCGUGCAGUUCUCAUCUGUUCAUCGCGGCGUCCUGAGGCAUGUCAUACCAGCUGCCUUCGCCCGGCUCCGUCGCUCCGUGCGUGUGCAGCCUCCACGGCAGCGCCUUGAUCAUCUUCUGCGAACGCUGCCGGGAGCUGCUCUGCGAGGACUGCCUGAGCAGCGACGCGCACAGGAACCACGGAUUUGUCCGCUCGCGGGACGCCUGUAAGGAACAGAUCGACGAGGUCACAAAACAAGCCCAAAAGCUGACGAUCAAGUAUGCAAAAACAGGCGACGUUAUCGCACGUGUAUCGAAAACGAAGAAGGACCAUGAGGAGAAAUUUGACAAGGCCACAACGACUGUGAACAAAUUGUACGAGGAACUAAGAAAGCUAAUAAAGAAGAACCAGGAACAGGCACUGCUUCUGAUCCAAGGGCUGAAAGAGAGCAGGGGAAAGGAGCUGGACAGGUUGGCCCAGGAAGUCGAUAAGACCAACCAAAGGGCUACUGACAUCGGCAAAGCUGUGGCUCAGCUUCGACACAACCUGGAAGGCAACAGUGUGUCCACAUUAUUGGAAAUCAAAGCACUACAAAGUAGUAUUGAAGCCGUAGAUGAUUUCUACAGGAUGCUUGAGGAAAAAACGGAUGCAGACACCACAAGGCUGAGUGCACUAGUGAAUUCUGUAGAGAAAAUUCUCCAGGAGAACCAGAAGCUGCUGCCCCGGCCAUGGGAAUUUGCAGAGAACCUGACUUUCGAUGAGAAGACAGCUGACAACAAUUUAUCUACAUCAAGUGACAAAACCCAGGUCCGCUAUUUCAACAAGCUUCCAAGCAAAGGAGCAGAGAGCUUUGCUAACAUCCUGGCAGCUCAGUGCUUCACAAACGGCCGUCACUACUGGGAGGUGGAGGUGAAGGGUGCUGAGAGCUGGACUGUAGGAGUCGUGGAAGAAGGCUGGCAGCAGAAGGGCAAUAGGCAUGCACUUGGUGAAGACUGCCUGUCGUGGGCACUGCAGCUAGAUGAUGGCAGGCUGCUGGCCUUACAUAAUGAUGAUGCCAUAAACCUUAAAGGGUCUGAAUUUGAGCGUCUAGGCAUCUUCCUUGACUAUGACAAGGGACAACUGCAGUUCUACAAUGUGGUUAUCGGACAGCCUUUGCAUAUUUUCUACAAAAAGUUCAAGAAUUCCAUCCAGCCUGCUUUCAGCAUUGGCCAUGAAAACGGUACCAUUUCACAGCUCGUCCUCUGUCACCUUGUGCCUCAGCGCCAGCACCUGCAGACAAACCUGAACAAUGAUUCUGAAACCUUGGUUUGAAGUGAUUGUUGGAAGACCCACUUGGACAAAACUUUUUGACCUGGGACAUCAGCGCACUCCAGCUUAGAGGUCAUCAGCAUUAAAGUAGCCAUUUUAUCAAUAUACAAAUGAUGUGUAUGAUAUUUGGUAGUAACAAAUUGCACAUAGUAUUUUCAUGUCUUAAUUUUAUUUCUUUCAUAUUCACCAUUUUUGCAUCUGGUGUUUUAUUUUUCAUAAUUUUUAAUUCCUAAUGAGAUGAAAUAAUAAUUAAACUUGAUUUUUUUUUUUAUUGUGGUAGCGGUGUAUUCCUGUUAUCUUUAACAUUUAAAUUUGAACGGUGCACAAUUUUGUCUCAUUAAGUAAUGCCAGUGAACUCUAUGAAAUCAAUGAAGCUAAGGCAUUUAAAAUAAUUGUACUGAAAACUGAAUGAUUUAUAAGUCAUGGUAUUGCAAAGGUACAGUAUAAUGUGUGGCGAAUAAAGGCUUUUGUCAGUACAAACCAGUUUCCAUUAUUCCAAAUGUGUUUGGUCCUACAGUUGAGCCUUGACAGCCCAAAGUACCAGCUCACCAACCUGGAAGCUUUACAGGCAGGAUUUAGUCACCCAGUAUCACUGCCAGUCAACCUCUUUCUGUCUGAAGGACUCAGUUGUCAUAGCCCACUGUUUUUGGUCCACAUUUUUGCUCCCUGUCAGACAGCUGGGAGGGAGCAAAAACGUGGACUGUCUGUUGGCCCUCAAGGGCCAGAUUGGGAACACUGUCACUGAUACUGUCAUAGUCUGUUUAAGCAUACUAUUAACUGUAAAUUGCAUACAGGUACUGUGGUGACAUUUAAGGAUCGGACAUAUGUGGUAUUUCUGGUUUGCUGACAUAGUGGAUGAUUGUAGUGUGCAUAUGUUUUGUGGUAUGCUUAGCACUUAGAUAACACAAAAACAGUAAUACAUCGAAAAAAUAGCCACCAGAAGUUUGUUGUGUAUAACAAAACAAAGAAUAUAGAAGAUAUAAACCCAUUGAGGAUAUGUAGCAUGUAUUUUAAUGACACUAGUAAUAGUAUUAUUGGUACUUUUUUUGUAUAGAUUUUUUAAAUAACUAGAAGAGAAUCUGGUUAAUUAAAAUUCCCACUGUCUUAACAGCAGUAAAUAUCGCCUGCUAACAGAAUCACU